UCCCUUUCUGCCGCUCUCGGGCCAGAUCGCUUGCGAAAGAAACGAAAGCGAAAGCUUCCUUUAAAAGCGGGUGGGGGCAAAUGGCCGUAGCCAUGGCGAGCCAUGUUACUCCGCUGUUUGUCCAGGUUUUCCCUCCCAACACCUUCGCAGAGAAACUGGAGGCCAAGCUGGAGAUUUAUUUCCAGUCCCCGAAGAAAUCGGACGGCGGCGAAUGCAACGUGAGAAUGGAAAACCGCGAACGGGGCAUCUAUUCGGUGCGGUUCUGGUCGGAAGAAGUGAAGAAGCGUGUGAAGGCCCAUCGUGGACAUACUAUAGAAGUUGGGGGGGAAACUUUGAAGAUAAAAAUUCUUCCAGAUUCGGAGUUGGCUAUGGUUGAUGCUGCAGGAACAGUGUUUACAAGCAACGCAAUAAGCUCAGUUCCAACUUCACUUUCUUCAAACUUUUUGCCCCUCCAGAAUGAUUUUAAAAACAAGCAAGGGGAAAUCUAUGCAGCUGGUUAUGAAAGUGGUAGAAAAAAGAUAUUUCUUGAGGUUUCUGCCACCUUGAAUACUGACUUGCUCACUAAAGAGCAGAGAAAUCAGGUGAUCGCUUUAUAUCCCACCUUAAAGAUAGAAAUUGCGUCAAGUCGUCUUGGUAUUGAAAAAGUGGUGGGACACUAUGAGGAUAUUGAAAAGUUACACUCUCAUUUUGAGAAGCUCCUUAGAGACCAUCGCGACAGUGAAUUUUUGCAACCUAAAAAGCAGGACAAUUGUGUUGAAGGAAAGGAAGAUCACAACAGAAGAUACAGGAGUGAUUUAGAAGAACUGCCCAAGAUGGAAGUUCCUUCAGGUAUCUUUGAAUAUUUUGGACAAGUCUACAAGGAAGAAAUUAAAAAAAAUGAGGAGACAUUCAAUGUAAAAUUGGUAACAGGCAACACUGAGAAUGGAAUUACUUCUGUCUGGUUUUCUUCAGUGGGGGUACCAGACUUUACCAAGAAAGCUCAGGAGGAGUUUGUCCAGCUUUUCCAGAAAGUAGCAGGAGAUCUAAAACAGGAAACAGUUCCUUUCAUUGAGAGCCACACAUAUGAGAUGAUAAAAAGCAAAUGCAAACACAUUAUUAUUAAAAAAUACAAGGACAAAGCUGUUCUUCAAGGCCCCACAAAGGAAGUUUCAGAUGCAAAGGCAUUGUUAGACGAAAUGACAGCAAAGAACUGGAAUAAAAAAAAUGAUCCCCGCAUACAGCCAUCUGGCAUUGAAGUUGAGGCUGCUGUAUUUGCAUUUCUCAAACCAAUGUUAAAUCGGAAAAUUGAAUUAAUAAACAACGAGUGUUGUACUAGAAUGGAGGAGAAACAUUGUCAAGAUGGUCACUUAACACGCAUCAUUUUUAUGCCCCAGACGUAUACACGUUUAGAUCGAUCUUCAGAAGCUUCUGAGUUUUUUCAGUAUGAGUACCUGAAUUAUUUAAACAGUUCACAAAUAAAAGAAAUUCCUUUGAAACCUCUGGAAGAUUGGAAAAGAAAACUGAAGGAUUUAUUUACAUAUUUCCAAUAUAAAUAUCCCAAAGUAAAACUGUCUCUAAAGGAAAACUGCCUUUACAUUUACGGUCUUCCUGAAAACAUAUUGUUUGCUGAAAAGCACAUCAUGGAGAGACUGAAUAGUGAAGAAUUUGUAGCUGUAAAUAGUGAAGCAACGGCCAUUCCUGAUUACAGUGUUGGAGCUGCCAUAGGCACCUCCUUUGAGUCACAAAGACAUGACAAAAUGCAGCAGGUUCCUUCUCAGGAGCAGCCAGCAGAGAAGGCAAUGGAAGUCCAACAAGAGAAGUGCUGUCCCAUCUGCCUGAAUACAAUCCACCAGAAAGAAGUGCUGCCCAAAUGCAAGCAUGCAUUUUGUGUAGCCUGCAUAAGAACGGCAAUGAAUUACAACCCAGUCUGCCCUGUGUGCAACCAAGUCUAUGGGAAGCUAAAAGGAAAUUAUUCCACAGAACAAACACAGGUGGCCAUAAAGUCCCUGAAUAGUGAGAAAUUUGUAGCUGUAAAUAGUGAAUCAACAGCCAUUCCUGAUUCCGGUGUUGGGGCUGCCACAAGCGCAUCCUUUGAGUCACAAAGAUAUCACAAAAUGCAGCAGGUCCCUUCUCAGGAACCGCCAAUAAGGAAGGCAACGGAAGACCAACCAGAGGAGUGUCCCAUCUGCCUGAAUACAAUCCAACAGAAAGAAGUGCUGCCCAAAUGCAAGCACGCAUUUUGUGCAGCCUGCAUAAGAACGGCAAUGAAUUACAAACCGGUCUGCCCUAUGUGCAAUGUUUUCUAUGGAAAUAUAAAAGGAAAUCAACCCCCAGGGAAAAUGGACGUCUACAAAACUAGCACUUCCCUGCCUGGUCAUAAGAAUUCUGGAACCAUCACUAUUAUUUACCGUAUAUUUGACGGGAUUCAGACAGAAAGGCAUCCUCACCCAGGGAAACAUUUUUAUGGAACGUCCCGCACAGCAUACUUGCCUGACAACCAAGAAGGAAGAGAAAUUCUGAAAUUGCUGGAACGGGCCUUUGACCAAGGUUUGAUUUUCACAGUGGGCCAGUCGCGAACAACAGGUGCGAAUGACGUGGUUACUUGGAAUGACAUUCAUCACAAAACUUCCCCUCAUGGAGGAGAAAAAAAUUUUGGUUACCCUGAUCCUAAUUAUCUGAAACGUGUUAGAGAAGAGCUGAAGGCAAAAGGAAUUGAAUGAGUAUUUUUACUUCUGGGAACAGUCCAGAACUUCUAGCUUGUCUACAUAUAUAUCAUUUUAGUUUAGUAGAGAAGGAUUAAUAAAAAAUAGCUUUGGCAGUAUUUACCUUCUAGGAUUUCAGAACAAUUGUUAAAUUAAUGCCGUUGUGUUCAGAAUUAUACAGUUGUAUUCAGUUGUAUUCAGAAUUGUUAAUAGUUUUGAUCAAAGCUGCAAUCCAAAAAUAUUACAUAGAAAUAAACUCCAUUAAUGUGUUCGUUGCAAUUGUGUUAAUGUCAAGCUUAGAUAUGACUAUAUGCAUGGAUUAUUAAUCUCUAUGAUUACAUUUGAUAUUGUUUUGCAUUUCAACUUGUAAUUUCAUUUUUUAAGUCUGGGUUGGUACUCUUGCCAUGUUGUGAAGCUUCAAAAUUAAGAGAGCUGCUGUGUAGUCUUACAUUUUAGCAGACUGGAUGACAAUAGAGUACCUAUAAUAUGGUAAAAUUAUAGGUUCAGCCAUAGGACAGUGGCUGAAAAGCUUGGCAUUAUUUGUGCCCUGCCUCUCUCUCUCCUCCCCUGAAGAAGAGUACAGUCAGGGCAGUGAAAAUCUUACUCAAUGCCUUGCUUCCCUACUUUGUCAAUUUAAAGUUGCCAACUGCAGCUGCAACCAAUUUUGGAUCUCUCACACACAUACACUCAUACACACUCUCUUCCCCCACCCAGAAACCAUUUCAAAAUAGAGUGGACCUGAGAGAAAAUGAAUUAAUAUUUGAAUCAUAAACCAUUAAAAUCAAUUUCAUGUAAAAUUACUAGUGUUUUCUAAAACUAUUUACUCAGUGUUCUCACAUAUAAGCUCCUGUUGCUUUCAGAGGCAUUUCCUAAUGCAAUUCCCUUCCUCUACUUGGAAGAAAAUACUUUUUUUUUUGGUUAGGUUAGGCAGGCUUUUUUUUCCAGAGAACAAUGACUCGAAAUAAUAGUUGAUUUUCAGUUUGAGGCAAUGAUGUGGUAUAUGGCUCAAUUGGUUUCAGCCAGUGUGUAUGUUCCAUGGCCUAUUGUGAAAUAUAACCAAGGAACAAUAAAAAUCUUAAUCCUG
Messenger RNA from Pantherophis guttatus, 3765 nucleotides. It is a transcript of the gene DTX3L, whose product is annotated as deltex E3 ubiquitin ligase 3L. Gene Ontology annotation, molecular function: metal ion binding. NCBI's taxonomy places the organism in Eukaryota, Metazoa, Chordata, Lepidosauria, Squamata, Colubridae. Gene Ontology annotation, biological process: Notch signaling pathway; protein ubiquitination. The record is from RefSeq and is a predicted model, not a curated record.